Messenger RNA from Amborella trichopoda, 1310 nucleotides. It is a transcript of the gene CYSC1, whose product is annotated as cysteine synthase C1. Lineage: Eukaryota; Viridiplantae; Streptophyta; Magnoliopsida; Amborellales; Amborellaceae. The record is from RefSeq and is a predicted model, not a curated record. Gene Ontology annotation, molecular function: cysteine synthase activity.
GGCUCCUCAUGGCCAGCAUGUACAUCAAAGGAGGAAAAGUAGAGAGAGAAGGAAAGUAGAGAGAAAAAAUGGCCGCCAUGGGAAGGCUGAGAAGGUGUGGUUCAAAGGCUAUGAGGUCUAUGAGCACUUAUCCUUUUUUGGCUUCUCAACCUCGACUCUCGCCACAAGAGCUGGCGCACCCGGAACUAACGGAUUUUGCUAGACUUAAUGUAAAAAAAAAUGUGUCUCAGGUGAUUGGAAGAACCCCUCUUGUUUAUCUCAACAAAGUCAGCGAAGGUUGUGGGGCUCACAUUGCUGCCAAAUUGGAGAUGAUGCAGCCUUGUUGCAGCAUCAAAGAUAGGGUUGGCAUCGCCAUGAUAGAAGACGCGGAAAAGAAGAAAUUGAUAUCACCUGACAAGACGAUUUUGAUCGAGCCGACUUCUGGUAACAUGGGGAUCGGGCUGUCUUUCAUCGCGGCAUCGAAAGGUUACAAACUCAUAUUGACCAUGCCCUCUUACACAAGUUUAGAGAGGAGGGUGACCAUGAGAGUGUUCGGGUCCGAAUUGGUACUCACUGAUCCCACAAAGGGUAUGGGAGGUGCAGUCAAGAAAGCCACUCAAUUGCAUGAAUCAACCCCCAAUUCAUUCAUGCUUCAACAAUUUGAGAAUCCUUCUAAUGUUAAGGUGCAUUUUGAGACUACAGGACCUGAGAUAUGGGAGGAUACUCUUGGGCAAGUUGAUAUUUUUGUAAUGGCAAUUGGGAGUGGAGGCACUGUCUCUGGUGUAGGAAGAUACCUCAAAUCACAAAACCCUAAUGUCAAGAUUUAUGGUGUUGAGCCUGCAGAGAGCAAUAUCCUAAAUGGUGGUAAACCAGGUCCACACCUCAUCACUGGAACUGGAGUUGGGUUCAAACCAGGAAUAUUGGAUAUGGAUGUUUUGGAAGCUGUUCUUGAGGUGUCUAGUGAAGAUGCUGUGAAAAUGGCCAGGGAAUUAGCCCUCAAAGAGGGCCUUAUGGUUGGUAUUUCAUCAGGAGCCAAUACGGUAGCGGCACUCAGGCUUGCAAGCAUGCCUGAGAACAAGGGCAAACUCAUUGUGACGGUUCAUCCAAGCUUUGGAGAAAGGUAUUUGUCGUCCGUCCUCUUUCAAGAGCUUCGGGACGAAGCCGAGAAGAUGCAACCAGUUCCUGUUGACUAAAUGCUGCAGCUUAUGUACUUUAAUAUGUUUUUAUUGUGCCUUAGUGCAUACUUUUUGUGUAGUUUUGCAAUGUUUGGAAUCAAUGAUUUUCCUUUGUGUUCUUUAUUUUUAUGAACAAUGAAUGGUAAAUAAGGUAAA